This is a messenger RNA of Spea bombifrons (plains spadefoot toad), 1417 nucleotides long. RefSeq names its product uroplakin 1A (gene UPK1A). The transcript is spliced from 8 exons. NCBI's taxonomy places the organism in Eukaryota, Metazoa, Chordata, Amphibia, Anura, Pelobatidae. The record is from RefSeq and is a predicted model, not a curated record. Bases 96 to 851 code for a protein of 251 amino acids. Gene Ontology annotation, cellular component: membrane.
CCAUCUUGAAGGUUUAUAAGUAUCAGCGAGAGCGGCAGGUGCGCCUCAGGAGGACAGGUGCGUCGUCUCUACAGGCUCGGCGAAGGAUCUCCAAGAUGUGCGAUAAGAAUUCGUCAGCCCUCGUAGGGCUCAUUAUCUUUGGGAAUGUCGUCAUUAUGCUGUCCGGAUUGGCGCUAUUCGCAGAGACGAUUUGGGCAACCACGGACCCCUACAAGGUUUACCCUAUACUAGGCGUGACCGGGAAGGACGACGUGUUUGCUGGCGGUUGGAUCGCCAUCUUCUGCGGUUUCUCCUUCUUUCUCCUGGCCAUUUACGGCAUAGUGUCCGUACUGAGGGGCAGCAAGACCAUGCUCAUGGUGUAUCUGGUCAUGAUGAUGAUCGUCUACAUCUUUGAAUGUGCCUCCUGUAUAACUUCCUUCACCCAUCGAGACUAUAUGAUAAACUCCAACGUUAUUAAACAACAAAUGUUGAGUUACUACAUUAAAAAUGAUUCCCAGGGCAGGGAAAUCACAGCGGUGUGGAACAGAAUCAUGGUGGAGAAAAGCUGCUGUGGCGUUGACGGUCCGGAAGACUGGAUCACCUACGGGUCCGCUUUCCGUGGCGUUUACGACGAGGCUGAGGCUCCGUGGCCCUUUUUGUGCUGUAAACGGGACUCCAACUUUGUUAUUGUGAACGAGGCCGGGUGCCGCGUCGGUCAUAAAGAUCACAUAAACUCGCAGGGCUGUUUUGACCACAUUUCACACGCCAUUAACAGCUACACGUGGGGAAUCUCUUGGUUCGGAUUUGCUAUUCUCAUGUGGACGAUGCUGAUUAUGAUGGCGACGAUGUAUCACUACACCACCCUGAGCUGAAUCUAGGCGCUGCCGCGCGAGGAUGCUUAACCGGGAGAAAUGAUCGAUCUGGAAACAUCUGGAACUUUCCUGUACCAAGAGCAGAUUUUUUAUUUUUCAGUAUUUUUUUGCUUUAAUGACGUUUGCUCAUAAGAGUGGAAAGAAACGAAGUGCGUUGGUAUAAUAAACAUUGUAUUACAGCAAAGGCUUUCACUUGCGUGACAUUGAAAGCAUGUACACCCUUUAUGUUCUGCCAGUUUUUGUAUUGUAAAGGCCCCUCUUUUACUAUCUUUUUUAUUUUUUACAAUGUUUGCCUAUAAUAGACUGUAAAUAAUGAUUUAUUUCACAUUUCGUAGUUUAGCCUUUUGUCAAACACCUUGUAUCAGGAAUUCACUCAUCCCACUCUGUUUGCUCGGCCACAAACUUUGGGAGCUUAAAAAAAAAGAUGAUAUAUAACUUGUUUUGUGUAUGUUUAUGAACAAUAAAAUAAGUAACUGCGAAUGAGACUCUCGCCAUUGGUAGACGAAGCUGGAAUCUUAUAUACAUUCAUGUAGAGUUAAAAUAAUCAAUAAACCGUUUUUAUUUUA